This is a messenger RNA of Acanthoscelides obtectus, 322 nucleotides long. The record is from the annotation of a GenBank genome assembly. Lineage: Eukaryota; Metazoa; Arthropoda; Insecta; Coleoptera; Chrysomelidae.
CACAAAAAGAAUGCAAUUUUUUCAUGGAAGCACCGCGCUGACUCGCUAUUUGGAACUUCUCAGUGGGUAUACCAAAAACACCAUCACAUUUUGGGAUUGCAACAGAACGCCUUCAAGCUAUUACAAAAAACAGUUGAACACCACAAGAAUAGUUCGACUGUUCUUAAGACAAGAUUAGACGAGGAUGCUUGGACAAAACCCAUAUCUCACCAUAUACCAAGAAGAGACUUUAGAGGAUCGUUCCCCAACGAUAACAAUAUUGAUAAGAUGCCUGUAUUCAACUCUUUUACAUUAUAUGUAUAUGCAGUAUGUAAUAAUAGAC